GUUAGAGUGGUGGUGGUGCUUCUCUUGACUGUUUUGUAAGGGUGCUUAGUUAAUCUGCUACAAUGUGUGAACCAUUUUUGGGAACUUGGAAGCUAGUUUCUAGUGAGAACUUUGAUGAUUACCUGAAAGAACUUGGUGUGGGCUUUGCUACUAGGAAGGUGGCUGGUGUUGCCAAGCCCAAUGUCAUUAUCAGUUGCAAUGGGGGUAUUAUGACCAUCAGAACAGAGAGCACUUUCAAGAACACAGAGAUUUCCUUCAAGCUGGCAGAAGAGUUUGACGAGACCACAGCGGAUGAUAGGAAAGUAAAGAGUCUUGUGACACUAGACAAUGGAGUUCUCAAUCAAGUGCAGAAAUGGAAUGGGAAAGAGACCACAAUAAAAAGAAAGAUUGCAGAUGGAAAGUUGAUUGUGGAGUGUGCUAUGAACAAUGUUGUCUCCACCAGAGUCUAUGAGAAAGUGUGAGGACUCUUGCCACCUGACAAAUAGGACCUUGAAGUGGAAGAUAAAGCUUGGUUGACAGAGCAGAGCCCUGCAAGGCUAAUUGCUUCAAAGAACUGACUUGUUUACUGGCCAACUCCAAAGGCAGCUGUGUCUCAUCAGAAGCAUUGUGAUUAUUCAAUAAAAUGCUCACCUUUGGGGAAAGA
Molecule: messenger RNA, 643 nt
Organism: Eublepharis macularius
Lineage: Eukaryota; Metazoa; Chordata; Lepidosauria; Squamata; Eublepharidae
Product: fatty acid-binding protein, adipocyte-like
Exons: 4
Coding region: 63-461 (132 amino acids)
Biological process (GO): fatty acid transport
Cellular component (GO): cytosol; nucleus
Molecular function (GO): fatty acid binding
Source: RefSeq, a predicted model, not a curated record